This is a messenger RNA of Aspergillus nidulans FGSC A4, 1236 nucleotides long. RefSeq lists its product as uncharacterized. NCBI's taxonomy places the organism in Eukaryota, Fungi, Ascomycota, Eurotiomycetes, Eurotiales, Aspergillaceae. The coding region runs from base 1 to 1236 and encodes 411 amino acids. The record is from RefSeq and is a predicted model, not a curated record. The transcript is spliced from 4 exons.
AUGGAAGCCGCAGCUUUCGCCCAAGCAGCGGCAGCGCUGGCCAGCAUGUUCCUGGAGAUUGUCUCCACCACGAAACAAGUCAUUGAGACCAUGAAAGGUGCACGCGCUGCUCUCGUGGAACUGUUCACUCGUGCCGAGCGCAUCCGUCUGAACCUCGAACUCUUCCGCUCGCUCACCUACCGACUGUCGGACCCCAUGGAGAGAACUGCGGCCAUCUCGUUCAACGAGAGUUCAUACCGGCAGACCGCGAAUGAAGUCCUUGAGCUUGUGCAUAAAGUGGCGGAUUCGGGGAAGCGCAGCGAUCUCAUGAUGAGAGUCAACUGGCUAUUCUACAGAUCAGACGUUGCGGCGCUGGUGAAGAAACUAGAAGAUAGAGAGAGAGAUCUCGGGCUAGUCCUGACGUUCAUUGCUGCGCAAUCAAGUGUCGUUACUGAGGGCGAAGUCCAUGCACUGAGGACCAAGGUCGACGAGCGCACGAGGAUCAGCAGUGCAUCUGACACUAGUCCCUACGGAGAAACCACUCAGCCGGUUGACCGGGUGAAUGAGGAUCCGCCCGAGUAUGAAGAGUUCGUCCAGGAUACAAGACCAAGGGCUGGGUGGCCCGAGAUCGUGUCACCCCGGCCAAAGCAGCCGCCCACUUUGUGGCCAGGCGUUCUGCUGAGAGAGUCCUACCCCCCUGAGUAUCUGCAGAAACGGGACCAACUAGCUAAUGCGGCGUAUGUUGGUGACUGGGCGUCUGUAUUAGACACACUUGAGAAGGCGAAAAUGCUUUUUCAGGAGCCAUGGGCGAAUGCCGUCCGGCUACGGACACUUCCAACAGGUCAAACCUGGGGCGAGUUCCAGUAUGCGGAUCUCACACCGGCAGAGAUCGCCCAUGUACUCGGAUACGACGAUAUAUAUGGCAUCCUCGCACCCGUGGUCCGGCAUGUGGUUCCUGUCAGAACCCAAACGUACCUUCAGGCAAAAUUUAAUGAGCUUCUUCUGUCUGAAUUAGAGGACUGUGCACAGUUGCCUGCCGGAUGCAUCCGGUUUCCACCUCUAUCUGUCCUGACUGAACUAGAGCACCCGGAGAUUUGGUUUCCUCUCGGGUUUCUUCAAAAGGGGUUUUUGUUUCGUCUCGAUGGUCGGGAGGUAGUGGUGCUCAGCAUUGGGCGGAGGAGAGGUCAGCCGAGACAAGCUUUCCGUGUCACAACAGAGGGAUGGACAGCGCUUGAGGAUGUCGUUGUCAUGUCAUAG